AUGGCUAACCAGGAGGGCCCUGCGACAUAUGUCGAGACGGGGCGACCGCUUGAAAUCAUCCUGCGGGAUUUGGAUGACGAGGAACUUGCUGAGGAGCUUGAUCGAAUGGUCUCCAAUAACUAUUGCGGGAAAAGGUAUAUGCCUUCAAAAUGGAUCGAGGCGUACACGUCAGAAGCGGUAGUCAAGAGCAUUCUUAGGUCACGAUAUAAACCAUCCUUAGUCCCCGAUCUGAUUUCAUACGUCUUGCACUCGCCCGCCAAGAAACUACUUCUUUUACUCGCCCUUUGCCAGGCGCUGCACUGUCUUCCGGCAAUGAAGGAUUUCGAGCUUAACGAUGACUACCUUCCUGUCGCCAUUAUCCGCAAACCUAGUACCAAGGGACUUAUACAGAAACUUAGCGAGCACGAGGGGGGGAAGGAGGAUUUUCCCAAUCCAUUGAUGAGAGGCGCGUUCGAAAGAAACCAAUGGUUGUUCCUUGCGCCUGUCUUUACAGAGGAUGAAUUUCAUCAUGAAUUGCACUCAGAUACUCCUCUCCCGUUUCUACCGAUAGAACCCAACCCUCAGCCAAAACUAGGUGGCUUCAGCACCGUACUCGAGGUGCACGUGGAUACAUCCCACCAGCUCGUGACUACAACGUAUGGCCAGCCGAACUCAUCAAAGGCCGCUCUCAAAGACUUGCGUGUUGGUUUGGAAAACUAUGAAAGGGAAAAGAAGGCUCUGGAGAAGAUCAGAAAUAUAGAAAAUCCUCACCUCGUUAAGCCCAUCGCAAGCUUGAAGCUGGCAGACAAGUCUGGGUACUUUCUCUUUCCAUGGGCCGAAGGUGGAAAUCUUUGGAACUUCUGGGGCAAUGAGAGCAACCGCGAUGGAGUCAUUAAAUCAGGAGACUACCCAAAGAUUCUAUGGACCUUAAAACAGAUUCAUGGACUGUGUCAUGCUCUCGUUGCCUUGCACAAUGAGGAAGACAAGAUCAGUGGGAAAAGGCCGGUAUUUGGGGGUGCGAAUACUGAUUAUGGACGCAUCGGGGACGAAAAUGGUCGUCACGGCGAUAUCAAGCCAGAUAAUAUUCUGGUUUUCUACAAGGCCGGCAAUCCCCAUGACAUAGUCCUUUGUAUUGCUGAUGUUGGUCUAGGCAAGUUUCAUGCCAAGACAACGCAGAUGCGAAUGGAGGGCAACGAAAUAACCGACACAAAAACGGGAACUUCCCGGUAUCUGCCACCCGAAUUUGAUAUGAAGACAAAUAAACAGAUAUCUCGGCUUCACGAUGUGUGGUCACUUGGCUGCGUUUAUCUUGAAUUCGUUGUCUGGGCUUUGUGGGGGGAACAUGGCCUGAAAACGCUUCAGUCGUCGACUUUUAACCAGUUCUGGCAGGGGACAAAUAAGCAGAAACAACUCCACCAAGAGGUUAAAACUUGGAUUUCGACUAUAACUAAUACUCUAUCUAGUGUCGACGGACCAACUGCUCUCCUGGAUCUGGUUCAACUUGUUGGAUCUGAUAUGCUUCAGCUAAAAAUGAGCCGUAAGAGAUCAAAGGACAUACUCCCCAAAUUAAGGGAAAUCCGCAGAAAAGCAGAAUCUGACGAAAGAUAUUGUUUCAAUCCAACCAUUCAACAAAAGGCCACGAGGCCCAUCAACAGCAGUCAUUCAAACUUGUUAGGGUUACCAGUCACUUUGCCAGAAGACAUGAACAAACUGGAAGAUGUGUGGGAGUCUUCUUCGGAUAACAAUUUCGCAAACUGUCUAAACAAGAUCCUCCGGGACAAGGCCAUAGCAGAAGUUCCAUCAACAAGUUCAGUCACGCCUGGCCUUUGUUCCGAAUGCUUAACGAUGGAUUUCUGCAAACCUAGUUUGAGGUUCGUCAUGCAAAUCAAGAGAUCUGAGACCUGCCAACUUUGCAGCUUGCUAUAUCAAGCUUGUAAAACUCUAGGCUACGGCGAUGGCCAUGAGGAUAAUGUGGAAAUUUAUCGAAAGGGACCAAAGCUCGACGUCCAUGACGAGCCAUCCGAUCUUCCAAUACUUUCUUUAUACAUGCACCCAGAUUUCACUCAGUCGCCAGCCUCUGAUUCUGAUAUCCAGCUAGGGACCCCCGACUUACCUGAGGAUGGAAGUAUUCACCAAAUCGAACUAUUCAAGGAAUGGAUUCGGACAUGCGAAGAGUCUCACAACCAUUCAAGGAGUAGCCCGGAUACGCAAUUCCUGAUAUCCAAUACCGUCAACAACAUAUCAACUACGAGCCAACUAGUCGACCCUCCAACACGUCUCAUUGAUGUAAGGGGCGGACUCGGUGACAAUGUACGCCUCAUAAGUGGAAAGGAGAUGCAGUCUCCGAUUUUCUUUGCUCUGAGUCAUCGUUGGGGUGAUAAGGAUGAGCAUCAAGUCGGUUGCACGCUGCCAAGCAAUGUGAAAGACCGGUUUAAUGGAAUCAGUCUGAUCGAACUACCAAGGAACUUUCAAGAAGCUAUCAAGAUAACCAAGGCAAUGGGCGUACGAUACCUGUGGAUUGAUUCAGUGUGCAUAAUCCAAACUGAUAGCGACGACUGGAAACGGGAAGCUGUGCGAAUGGAGCAGGUAUAUAGCAAUGCCUCCUGCGUCCUCGCGGCUUCUUCCUCGAAUUCUUCAAUCGAGGGGUUCCUCAAAAGCUCGCGUAUGAAGCGGCCCUAUGUCUCAGUCAAGUCGCCUUCCGGGAGGAGUGUCUAUGUUUGCAAAGAUAUAGAUAACUUCCACACAGAUGUAGAACGCUCGAUUCUCAACUCAAGAGGGUGGGUCCUCCAAGAGAGAGCGCUUGCUCGCCGGAUAAUUCAUUUCACGAAAAAUCAAGCAUAUUUUGAAUGUGGAAACGGAGUACACUGCGAAAGCUUGAUAAAACUUAAUAAGUACACACACCUACUCCCUCCUAGAUACCUUGGUAGUGGCAAGGCGACGUUACUUGGUGACUCCAAUUUCCCGAGAUCGGCCGAAUCAUUCCACAAGACGGGGAAAAUCGUCAUCAUGCAAAAUUUGUAUAAACAAUACUCGGCACUAGCCUUCAAGUUUUUUGAAGAUCGCCCUGUUGGUAUUUCUGGGCUGGAAAGGCGGCUCACAUCCGCAUAUGAUACGCGGGGGGGAUAUGGCAUCCUCGAAGCGUAUUUGGAACGCAGCUUACUCUGGAAAAGAGAUGAGGCAAAAUUCCUAGAGCGGAUUCGAUUUCCAUCAGGGAGAAGCCUGCCCUCGUGGUCGUGGAUGGCCUACAGCGGGACCAUUACGUAUGUUGAGGUCGGGUUCAACGAGGUGGACUGGACGAAUGAAUACGUCUCGCCUUUUGCAUCGCUCACUCAAAGUAACAACAAGCAACAUUGGGAAGCAACUGGUGAACAUAGAUUGCCAGCACUUAAGGUCAGCAAAGUGAGACGAUUGAACACCGGGUCCAACCUCGACCAGGUGCUAGCUAAGAUCAGUUUCGACGUCGCAGGGGGAGAAUGCGCAACACGGGAUUUGCGCUGCGUUGUCUUGGGCAGACGCAAGAAGACUAUGGGUACCACUCCUUUACCUUGCUACGUGUUGAUGGUGAAAUCUGGCAUAGAUCCCAACACCGUUGUGAGGAUCGGUGCUGGAAUGUUGCUGGAGCAUGAUAUCUGCUGGGAUUUGUAUGAGUCAAAGAAUCUAGAUUAA
Messenger RNA from Clonostachys solani, 3645 nucleotides. NCBI's taxonomy places the organism in Eukaryota, Fungi, Ascomycota, Sordariomycetes, Hypocreales, Bionectriaceae. The record is from the annotation of a GenBank genome assembly.